Messenger RNA from Anopheles darlingi, 957 nucleotides. It is a transcript of the gene Lsm11, whose product is annotated as U7 snRNA-associated Sm-like protein LSm11. The coding region runs from base 151 to 948 and encodes 265 amino acids. Gene Ontology annotation, molecular function: U7 snRNA binding. Gene Ontology annotation, cellular component: U7 snRNP. The transcript has 3 exons. The record is from RefSeq and is a predicted model, not a curated record. Gene Ontology annotation, biological process: mRNA 3'-end processing by stem-loop binding and cleavage. Lineage: Eukaryota; Metazoa; Arthropoda; Insecta; Diptera; Culicidae.
CGGGAAAUUUUGAACUGUUUUGAAGAAUUUCGUAAGUUUUGUGAAUUCCGUAAUGAAGAUAAAGAUGAUAAGGUGAUAAGGAUAAAUGAUUAACAUCAUUUGCAACUCCCGCCGUUGUUCCCGUGGAAAAAGAAAAAACUCAGGGCGCUUAUGAUGUCGUCGGGGAGCGAGAACGAACACUCGGGCACGGACAGCUCCUCAGAACUGGACGCGUGUGGCCCGCGGUUUAACCCGUUGAGGGCACUCUACUCGGAGCGGACCAAAAUUCCAACCACCCAUGCCCGGCUUCACGAUAACGUGCAAACUCUCGAAGCAAAACAGACGACGCUGGGCGGAUUUGAAGAGCCGUUCGACGAGGAUCGUCUCAAACAGAUCCGGUCAGCGAACGCCACGAAGAAGAAGCUGCCGGCCGCGCACGAGAUCCCCCAGAGACGCUUUCUCCCCUCGCAAGGACUCAUCAAAGUGGAACGGCCACUGCGCUACCAGAAGAACCUGCUCAAUCGCCUGGACAAGAUCGCCGUCGGACCGCUCGCUGCGGUGAAACGGUGGAUGGACACGAGGACACGUGUGCGCAUCUACGUUCGCAAACAGCGCGGCAUCCGAGGGCACGUGUCCGGCGUGAUCGAGAUGUUCGAUCGACACUGGAAUCUGGCGAUCAGUGACGUGCACGAAUCCUGGAGGCGUCGAAAGUACCGCUACUCAGAGAUACCAGGACCACAGUUGGGCACACCGGCGGAGGACUGCAGCGAGCGAUUGCGCCAACUAGGUAUCACCUUACCUACCGUGAAGACGCGUAGUGCCGACAAAAAAUAUGUGAUCUGCACCCGAACGGUGCACAAAAUGUUAGUUCUGGGCGAACAGGUUGUCCUGGUCACGGCCGAACCCAAGACAACCGAUCCAACGGUCGAACCUGCUCCUUGUCCUGCCAUGUUUCUCGUUAAUAAAUAGAAUCUUCUA